Messenger RNA from Camelina sativa (false flax), 428 nucleotides. RefSeq lists its product as uncharacterized. Gene Ontology annotation, biological process: cell fate determination. The record is from RefSeq and is a predicted model, not a curated record. Lineage: Eukaryota; Viridiplantae; Streptophyta; Magnoliopsida; Brassicales; Brassicaceae.
AGCAACAACAAAUUGACAAUGGUAUUUGCCCGUAAAUGUUUUGUUGUUUUUCUCGUUCUCUCUAUGUUCUCUCAAGGACUGUGCCUCUGCACUUUCGGUUUGCUCCGGAUCGGAGCGGUGAGAACCGGAAGAGAAAUCGCUGGACAACCGGAAUGGAAAGUGACGGUAACCAACACGUGUAAUUGUCUUCAGAAGCAGGUGACACUGUCUUGCGAAGGGUUUGCUCCUGCGAAGCCUGUCAAGCCAUGGCUGCUUAAGCCACAAGGAAACACGUGUCUUCUGAUUAAAGGAGCAGCUUUGCCAGCUGGCGCAACCGCUGAGUUCGCUUACGCCGGCCAGCCUUACAUCUUCAGACCCGUUGGUUCCACGGUCGACCCAAGUUGCAUGAACUGAUUUCUUCGCUGUUACAACUUCUUAUUAAAAAAAAA